Messenger RNA from Bemisia tabaci, 3040 nucleotides. RefSeq lists its product as uncharacterized. Gene Ontology annotation, cellular component: kinetochore; midbody; meiotic spindle midzone. Lineage: Eukaryota; Metazoa; Arthropoda; Insecta; Hemiptera; Aleyrodidae. Gene Ontology annotation, biological process: mitotic cytokinesis; metaphase chromosome alignment; meiotic spindle midzone assembly. The record is from RefSeq and is a predicted model, not a curated record.
AUUGGUUUAACGUUUAACCGCCAAAAUGUCAGAUUAAAAUUUUCUGUUGUGUACAAAGCGAGCGAACGCCAGUCGUCAUCUGUCACGAUUACUUAAAGUUUUAGACGGCUUUAGAGGACUGAACCGAAGAAGCACUGUACAUCAUGUGGAACGAACAGAUCAACGGGCUCAUGACGGGCCUGGCCACUCAAAUUGAAGCGUCUUUUGAACCAGUGCAAGCCAAAGUUCAAGAAAUCAAUACUUGGAUGGAUCAACUAAAAGCCGACAUCAAUUCGGAGGAUUUUCAGCCUAACGCUCACUCUGAGCCAAUAGAAACAACAAGGAAAAGACAGAAAAGGACAAAAAAAAAUGCUGAAACAGGAAAAGAAACUUUGCCUGUGGAUGUAAGUCCUUUUGAUUCCAUUUUGAGCGAAAGUGGCUCAAGUAGAAUGACCCGCAGCAGUGGAGUGGCAAAAAAUGUGAACAAGGAAAGUGAUCUGAAAUUCAAUAUCAGUGAAGAAACUUUCACCAUUCCCACUCGCAGUAGUAGGGCAGCUUCAAAGGCUGCUGCCAGCAAGAUCAACUCUCAGUUAAAUAUAUCUCUUACCAAAAAACUGAGGAGACCAUCAUCUGAAGGAAGAACGGAGGCAUCCAUGGAAUUCAUUCCCCCUGUGUCUUCCACCGUGUUAGCAUGUAAGAAUGAUGGACCUUUUCUCAAUACAAGUCCUGGGCCGAGUGUUAAACAACAAAUCCGAGUGUUCGAAAAACUCACUGCUCAAUCUUCCCCGGUCCCUGAAGUAGGAGAAUCAAGUGACAAAGAAAGUUUGCCAAAAACUCCUGCUGCACGUGUAACACGGUCUAAGGCUCGGUUCUCAGGAAAGACAAAAAAGAGCGGCUCAGGAACUAAAACGUUAAUAAUCAAACCUAAGGUACUACAACUCAAGGUGAAGAGACUGUCAACUGGUGCUAAACCCAGACUUUCAGGACCUCUAGAGAAAGAUAAAGAGGUGAAAAGUGGAGCAGGAAGCUCAAAACCACAAGCAAUCUUCCCCAGCAAAAAAGAAGAGGAAGAAACUCUGAGAAAAAAAAGAGAAGAAUUAUUGAAAAAGCAAGAAAAAGAAGAAGAAGCACGGAAAAAGAAAGAGGAGUCUCUUAAAAUGCUGUCAGAAUUAUCAAAACGGAAACGAGAAGAAAAGAGAAUGAAGGCUGCUGCUGCACGAGAAGCUAAUGAGAAACAAAAGCAAGAAGCUGCCUUAAAAGUUGAAAGAGAGAAAGAAGAACGAAAGAAAAUACAGUUGGAACGAGAAGAAAAACUGAGAGAAGAACAAGCCAAAAAGCGCAAUCUAACCGCCCAGAAAGCUGCUGAGACAGAAGAAAGACGGCGCCAAGAAGAAGCUGCUCGCCAAGCUAGACUCCGUGAAAUGGCUGAGGAGCAGAAGCGAGCUGCUGCCAUCAAACUUCGGGAGCAGGAGGAAAACGCAGCUAUGAAGCGGAAAUUGGAAGAAGCAAAACAAGCAAAGAAGCUUGGCAAAGAACCAAAGAAGGAAGUUCAAGAGUACAAAUGCACACCAACAAGAGAAGAACGCCCUUUGAAAAAACCCAAAACAGAAGAUGACUACGGUGUGGAGGAUGCCUCUGCCAGCGACUCGAGUGAUGAUGAAGCAAAUCCUAAGAAAGAAAUACCUCGUUGGGCUACUGCCUCAAACCGAAAUCCGCAACUGUUGCUUCAGACGUACUAUCCGUUCCGUUAUCUUCACCAGUUCAUGUCAUGUAAGAAAGAGGUUGACCUCACACAAAUCUUCAAGUCAUCAGAGGUGAGAGUGCGGAAUAGAACAUCCAGUGCUGUGUGGUCUUCUCCUCUAUCAACAACUUUCACUCGGAAGUAGUUCAAUGUAAAUAUAGUCAUUUUUAAAACAAUAGAACAAUUAAUUUAAUUAUCUUUCAUACACACUCGUGGAAAGGAAUAAUUUCAACCAUGAUCUUAAGUUUCAUUUUAAUUUUAACGCCAAUUUUGAUAAGGGAGUUUAUUAUGAGUACUAAAUUUAAAUAGGAAGCUUUGUCUACCAGAGCAAACUUUUGAUAAACCAGGAAUCUCAUUCGCUUUAAUACGCAUUCAUAAAAGGAAAUAAUAAUUUUAACGAAGGUACUAAAUAAUAUUUUUUUGCAACUUUAUCUGGAGAACUAAAAUUGAAAUAAGAAGCUUCUCUUCAAAAUGUGAGCAAUCUUUCGAUAAACCUGUUUCAACCUAUAUCUAUUAAUACCUUAACAAAAUUUUCAAUACACAGUCCACAGCUGUGGGAAUUCUUUUAACUGUUUUAAGAUUCUCUCUCACUUUCUAUCCAUAAUGCGUGGAUUUAUGUUUGUAGAAUUGUGAUAUUUUCUCAUAUUUUUUUUUUUAUAUAAUUAGAUUUUAUAAAUUUUUAUUGUUGGAUCCUUUUGCCAUUACUUCAAUGAUAUUUUCGUUUACAUUGAUCGGUAUACUCAGAAUGGGUCUUUGGAAGACAAGAGGUGCAGUAAACUGACAAUGAGUUGACUUUAAAUGUCAGAAUUGCAUUAGAAUUAUCCAGUGCUUCACGGAAGUGAAAAAUGCUCAUUUAUUGCACAUUUCGCGUAGUUUAUAUCAUGCGUUUUCUAACAUACCAUGUCCGUUUUCUUAAUCCCUUGCAACCAGUUUUUCAAGAGAGAAAUGGAAGAGAAUCGAUUAUUUUAGAUGUAAUGAACACAUUUCCUCUUGCUUUGAGAAAUUCUUUAAAAUGAUUGAAAGUAUACAAAGUACUUGUGAUGAACAUCAAAGUAUGAUUGAAGUGUGAGAUAGAUUGAUGACCGCUUAUGAUAUCGUCUGCCUUUUUUACAUUCAGUUUUUUCAGAACAAAAAUCUCAGUUUGCUACAACUCUAAUCAUGAGGUUUUUUUGUACUAAGUUCUAAAGUCUGAGGAUUUCAUAUUGAUUCCUAUUGAGAUGGAUUUCGCUCAACCUUGUAUUUACUUUGCAACCGUGUAAUGCAUGUAUAUAAAUAUGUAAUCUACUUAAUUAUAUGGCAUUAAAUGUUUUAUACUUCUAA